Hemibagrus wyckioides is the source of this 1509-nucleotide messenger RNA. Its product is annotated as polymeric immunoglobulin receptor-like. The transcript is spliced from 9 exons. The record is from RefSeq and is a predicted model, not a curated record. Gene Ontology annotation, biological process: immune response; cellular response to lipopolysaccharide; negative regulation of T cell proliferation. NCBI's taxonomy places the organism in Eukaryota, Metazoa, Chordata, Actinopteri, Siluriformes, Bagridae. Gene Ontology annotation, cellular component: external side of plasma membrane. Bases 6 to 1145 code for a protein of 379 amino acids.
UCUUUAUGAUGAGACACGGUGCAGCAGUUGGUCAGUGUGUGUUUAGCUCUAAUUCUCUCUUUGGAUUAAUGUGUUGGUUUGGAUCCUCAGUAAGAAUGCAGGUGUGUUUUCUUCUCCUCCUUAUACAGCUUCAUGUCACUGAAGGCGCAUCAACAAGACCUUCAUCAUCCACACCAGUGAUCACAGGAACUUCACCUCAUUCCAGUCCAGGUGUCACAACAGAAGGCUGCAGGCUGAAAGGAAAUAGAGAGACAGAAGAGAUCACUGCAUACACAGGAGGCUCAGUACUGCUGCCCUGCUCCUGCACUGACCUCCACAGCAAACUUGAGACAUUCACAUGGAAGAAAUACACAAAUGGAAAUAACUGGGUACAGAUAUCUCCUGAGAGUGAUCAGUACAAAGAGAGAUAUCAGCUGGUUAAUGAUCACUCUUCAGGAAAUCUCUCUCUGCUCAUAUCACACCUGACUGAAGAGGAUGGAGGAGAUUACCAUUGUAUUGUUAAUGGAGAUGAAUACAGAUACGUCAGACUCACUGUUAAAGGUUGCACACUGAAUCAACAGACAGUGGAUGUGACUGGAAACGUGGGACAGUCUGUCCUUCUGCCCUGCUCCUGCUCUGAACUACAAGCCAAACCACACACUUUCAGAUGGAGCUUUUAUAAAGGAUCUGAUGACAUGAAGAUCUUCCCAAAGGACCAGACAAAUCGCUACACAGACAGAGUUCAGCUCUUUAAUGGUCAUCCUCCAGGAAAUCUCUCUCUACUCAUAUCACCCCUGACUGUAGAGGAUGGAGGAUGGUACAGGUGUGAGAUCAGUGAAAUGAAAACAUACAUCUACCUCACAGUGAAAGGUGCACCAACAAGACCUUCAUCAUCCACACCAGUGAUCACAACAACUUCACCUCCUUCCAGUCCAGGUGUCACAACAAAAGGUACAAAACUAACCCCAGUGCUCAAUGAUGAAUCAACUGCACACUCUGAAACAUCUUCUGAUAAAGAUCCUCUUCCAUACAUCCCUGUUGCCAUGGUGACUGUGAUCUUUCUGCACAUUAUCGUGGCUGUGGUUUAUUGCACCACCAGAAAGAAAGGUCCUGGUACAGUUCAUUACAGCAGAGGAGAUGGAGAUGGAACAGUGAGUCUGCAGUAGAGAAGACUUCAAUUUGCUGAUUCAUUAAUAAAUUCACCGAGAGAUUUGUUCAGAAAUAGUCUUGCUUAAACAGUUCUGUAAAUACUGUAGCUUCAUUUCUUAUUCACAGUUUGUUCUCUCCAACCCUUUAAUACCUUCAGCUUUCUCUUUGAUUCUUAAUAGUAGUUUAGUCAUAGAAUAGUCAUAUUGUGUAUAAGUUUAUAUCUGAUGCUUACAUGCUUUGACAAAUGCUUCAUUUUCACUAGACUUACAUCAUUAAAAUCUAGGCACAUUCUAUUUUUCUCCUCAGUAAAUUUUGAAUUCUGAUGUAUUGGGACUGACGCUGGUGAUCCUUCAUUUUUUGUAUAAAUAAAUCAAAACAAAA